Messenger RNA from Sinocyclocheilus anshuiensis, 4460 nucleotides. RefSeq names its product synaptotagmin-2-like. Gene Ontology annotation, biological process: synaptic vesicle endocytosis; calcium ion-regulated exocytosis of neurotransmitter. NCBI's taxonomy places the organism in Eukaryota, Metazoa, Chordata, Actinopteri, Cypriniformes, Cyprinidae. Bases 323 to 1633 code for a protein of 436 amino acids. The record is from RefSeq and is a predicted model, not a curated record. The transcript is spliced from 10 exons. Gene Ontology annotation, cellular component: axon; exocytic vesicle; synaptic vesicle membrane. Gene Ontology annotation, molecular function: phosphatidylserine binding; calcium ion binding; SNARE binding.
CUCAGCGUGGUUAAACACACGAAAAAGAGUGCAUUUUCUUUGUUGUUUGUUGUUAUCAAAACACUGUCUCAUUGUUUUACCAGGUUCACCUCUGUAUGACAUGAACUGUACGCGGGAAUCAGUCUUUUAAAUGUCAACGGUUAUUUUGACGGCUGGUCUUUAUGAAGACGGUGCUUUUUGGAGCUCUUUCCAAGUACCCUGCUCGCUCUGCGAAGUUUCUUUCCUCAACCCCCUUCUGCAUCACCACCCUCCUCUUGGUGCAGUACAUCUCCAGUGAGGAUACACACGGUACAGAGGUCCCUGAGUGGUCGAGCCAGAGAUCAUGAAGUGGAACCUCUUCAAAAAGAAGCCAGAAGCCAUGGUGGGCCCGGAGCCCACGGGACCUGGCGGCACCCACCCGUCACACACCAUGACGAUGGCCCCCGCUGUCUCCACACCUGCGGACAACUCCACCGAGUCUGAGGGGCCCGUCAACAAGAAUGAUGUCUUUGAGGAAAUCAAAAGCAAGUUCCUCAAUGAGAUCGAUAAAAUCCCAUUGCCUCCAUGGGCGCUCAUCGCCAUCGCUGUAGUGGCCUCCCUCCUCAUCCUCACCUGCUGCUUCUGUAUCAUUAAGAAAUGCUACUGUAAGAAGAACAAGAACAAGAAAGUCAAAAAGGGAAAGGACGGCUUCAACAUGAAGGACAUGCAGGGUGGAGAUAAACACCAGGAUGAUGAUGAUGAAGAAGGAGAAACUGGUUUGACGGAGGAGGAGAAAGAGGAAGAGGAAAAAGAAGUGGAGAAACUUGGAAAGCUUCAGUAUUCGUUGGAUUACGACUUCCAGGAUAACAAGCUGACCGUGGGAAUCAUGCAGUGUGCCGAUCUGAUUUCCAUGGACUCUGGCGGAACGUCCGACCCUUACGUUAAAGUGUUCAUCCUACCAGACAAGAAGAAGAAGUUUGACACCAAGGUGCACAAAAAGACCCUCAACCCAGUGUUCAACGAAUCCUUUGUCUUCAAGAUCGCAUACGAGGAGCUGGGUGGCAAGACGCUGGUCAUGUCUGUGUAUGACUAUGACCGCUUCUCCAAGCACGACAUCAUCGGUGAGGUCAAGCUACCCAUGAACACUCUGGAUCUGGGAAAGCCGAUCGAGGAGUGGAGAGACCUGGAUAGUGUUGAGAAAGAGGAGCCGGAGAAGCUUGGUGACAUCUGCAUCUCUCUGCGUUACGUUCCCACUGCGGGCAAACUGACCGUUUGCAUCCUUGAAGCCAAGAACCUGAAGAAGAUGGACGUGGGCGGCCUGUCUGACCCGUAUGUGAAGAUCCAGCUAUUGCAGAACGGCAAGCGUCUAAAGAAGAAGAAGACUACGGUGAAGAAGAACACACUGAACCCUUACUACAAUGAGUCCUUCAGCUUUGAGAUCCCUCUGGAGCAGAUGCAGAAAAUCCUUGUGGCGGUGACGGUCUUCGACUACGAUAAGAUCGGCAAAAACGAUGCCAUCGGGAAGAUCUUCAUUGGCAGCAAAGCCACAGGCACAGCGCUUAAGCACUGGUCUGACAUGUUGGCCAACCCGCGCCGCCCCAUCGCCCAGUGGCAUCCCCUCCAACCGGAGGAAGACAUCGACGGUGCUCUGGCUGCCCUUAAUGCCAAGAAGUAACUUCUCACAUCUCAGCCUGACUAACCAACUAACUAACCAACCCGCCACUGCAUGACACCCCACACUCAUCCGUACGCGCUCUGCCAGUUUGUUUCGCAUAAUCACCAACAAAAAUAUUCAGGAUGUUGUUUGUCGGAUAAACUGGUGAGCUGGAAUUUUGUGCAAUAAUAGUGAGUUUAUGUCGCAAAUAUCUACACAUUUGCACAAUUACAAAGCAAUUAUCACGUUCACUUAAACGUCCCAGGAGAAGCAACCGGUGUAGGGCAGAUUUGUUUACAUUGUCGAUAGGUAAAUUAGACACAUAAAAACAUGUCACAUUUGCAUUUGUGCCCAAAAGAACGAGGAUUCAGGUCUAUGGUUUUGUAAUAGUGCAGUUAGAUAGGACUAUAUUGAUAAAUGGGCUAAUAAUUCAUGAAAUGUUGCAAUAAACAUUCAACACGAGUCAAGCAUGGUUUACACAGUCAGUGUAAAGGUAUAACAGUAUGGUAUGACACAUCUCUUUUACUGUAAUGCUGCGGUUACAGUGCCAAAUCCAGACGUUCGUGUAUCUCACAUAUAGAAGAUCCCAUCUGGCCAAACCUGACAGGCACUAAAGCUGGCUGUGAAUGUAUCGUGGGAUCAUACAAAUGAAAUUUGCACUCAGUCGUUGUGUCCUCGAGAGCUCGCUGUCGUGUUUUCAUGAUCUCGGCCUGUUUGACAUACAUUUGAAUACCUGGUUGACGUCACUGCCGCCUUUGUUCGGAGCUCAAACUCAUUCAGUAAACUCCACUCUCCGAGAUGCCAGAGUAUUAACUGGAAUGGAAUAGUAAGUGUGCGUGUGGUAAACGAUACUAAUAAAGCAAUCCGAAGCGUUCAGCUCCACUCUUCAUCCCCAACGAUGCUUGUGUAUAUAUGCAUUGAUCAUGGUUUCUACAGCAUGUACCUAUAAAUUGAUGUACAUAGAAGCAUGUUUUAAAGAUAGAGCAUAAUUAUAUUGUGUACGUGUGGCAUUUGUCAUUUUGAUAAUAAAAUGUAGAGGAAAGAAAAUGCACUGAAUGCACAUUUUAUGAAAUUUCCCUGAAAGGGCAUAAGACAUUUAAGAAUAUAUUAAUAUAGGGUUUUUCAAAAUACUUUUCAAUUUGCAACAGAGAAAUAAGAGCUGUGUGUAACGUGAGUGUUAGACUCAUGCUUGUGGUGUCAGUUUGAUUUUAUUUGCAUUUGUUUAACUUUCUUGUCCAUGUAUUUGUCACGUUUCUGUGUUUGAAUGUCUUGUUAGGGUGAAUCUCUCAAAAACACAUCCGGAUUACAUUUCACCACAAAAUCAGAAGACUCAAAGUGUAUUUUGCAUUAAGAAAUGUUUUGGACCAUUUUAUUUUAUUGCAUUGUGUUUUAUCACAUUGCAUUGCAUUAGGUUAAUGAGAAGUCAGUGUAAAAAAUGUGCUUAAUUUUUAUAAUAAUGCAAAAAGUAGUAAUGGUCCUAAAAUAGGCUUCAUUUGAUCCUAUUCGAAAUUUUGAUUGAUAUGACCUGAAUGUUGUCUCGUGAGAUUCACCUUUUAAUGUACAGUGUGUAAAACCACUUGCUGAAACUAUAGAAGCCAUAUGCAUGGGCCCUCGCAAGAGCUCAUCGUUUUCAGACAAAACAAACACCUCAACAGAUAUCAGUAAUAUUAACCUUCACGCAUUGGAGCCAAAACGAUGGGAGAGCACCUGUCUGUUCAAAGACGGUUUUGGUUUUGAAGUUCCUCACAAUAACUGAAAGAAUAUGAAAGUGAUGCCCUCGUGUUUAUAGUACGACAACUGAAGUCAUUUGAGAUUACAUAAUAAACAGCAUAUUCACAUAAUUGCUUGCAAAUAAAUUAUUAAGAGAUGUAUUAUCAUAAUUAUGGUGAUCCAAGUGUACAAUGGCAUGACUUUAUUAUGCAAUAUGUGUGCAAUUGACAACCAGCCCAAUAGAUCAGUUGUUUAUUUGUAAAUGUAAUUUUCUGUAUGAUUUUCUGAAUAACUACGUUGUAUAUUUUCACAUAAUGAUCUAUCAUUUUCCUAUUUUUGGAAAAUUACUGAUCAGAUGGCACUGCUGAAGUAUUUUAUUUCCAUGUUUUAGACGGGGCAGCUGAAUGUUUGUCUAAAUCAAAAUACAUAGAGGCCAGGAUGGGUAAUUAAUUCCUUCAUUGAAUGUUCGGUCAGUUGUAUGUAAUCAUUUCUUUUACUAUGACUUUAUGCUCGGUUGAACAGCCUUGGACUGUCUACAGCUGCUUAGGAAUAUUUGUCUGCUUCUGUGCGUUGUACUUUGCAGUAGGACCAAUGUAGAAUAAUGUCUUAAUGUUUCUUCUGUGGACGUGAAUCAAACUGCAGGGCUCUGGUGUUCCUCUGCAGAGCAAGCAACAAAAUCCCAGUCUUCCCUGGGACACUGUGGAUGCCAGUCGACUGGCCCCCUUCCCUCUCUGUGUUAAGACAGUUUUCCAUUCAUUGCAUUCGGACCAUAUAGUCACAAAGACCUUCCCGAUGCAAUACUGCCAACAUCUCCGCUUUCUAACAUCUCCUAACACUCCCCGUCCAUCCCAUCUAAAGACUCUCCCAAAGAACUGAUGCCUUCCUUUUGCGUUCGUCCAGUGUGGAGGUUCCAGUGUUGUCGAUUCCUUUCGUGGAUGCUUUGGCAUGCUUUGAAAUCCCCUUCUACAAUCUAACACGUCAGCCAAUGAAGAAAAACGAAAGCCUUUCCUCUGGCCGCUCUUGUAGCUUCUUGUCAUCCUGUACCGAUGUGAAAACCUCGAUGAAAACCAAUGCCAAUUUAUCCAUGCAGAUUUAUCCAUGAGUUGUCGAUCAGUUAAUCAUAGGAAAUAAAGUUCUU